Molecule: messenger RNA, 1750 nt
Organism: Vespa velutina
Lineage: Eukaryota; Metazoa; Arthropoda; Insecta; Hymenoptera; Vespidae
Gene: Spase25
Product: signal peptidase complex subunit 2
Exons: 3
Coding region: 153-722 (189 amino acids)
Biological process (GO): protein targeting to ER
Cellular component (GO): membrane; signal peptidase complex
Source: RefSeq, a predicted model, not a curated record
CAAAAAUUGACGUGUACACAUCGAAGCGCUAUCUAUAACAUACUGUAACCAUAUUUCUUAACCUAUAACCAUUACCGCCUUGCAAACAUAAGACGGUUCGAUCAUUUUGCAAGAUAUUCUUAAAUGCAAACGUUCUCUUACUAUUAAUUAAAAUGGGUGGUGUUGAAAAUACUGGAAUCAAAAUCAAUAAAUGGGAUGGAUCUGCUGUAAAGAAUGCAUUAGAUGAUGCAGUAAAGGAUGUUCUUACAAAAAAAUAUAAUUACAUAGAAAACUUUGCUCUUCUUGAUGGAAGACUGGCACUCUGUGGAAUCGCAGUGAUAAUAGCUAUAAUCGCAUUGCUUUUUGACUACUUAUAUCCAUUCCCAGCAUCUAAACCUGUUUUGAUAGUUUGCGUAUCAUUAUAUUUUGUUUUGAUGGGACUUUUAACUCUUUAUACGACUUAUAAAGAAAAAGGAAUAUUUGUUGUUGCUAUUCAAAGGGAUCCUGCGGGUUUCAAUCCUGAUCUCAUAUGGGAAGCAAGUUCAUAUAUGAAAAAGUAUGACGAUAAAUAUAGUCUCGUAUUGUCUGUUAGAAGUCCUUCCUCAGGGAUUACUAAUGAAACUACAGUAACAAAAUCCGUUGCAAAUUUCAUUGAUGUGAAUGGUGUAGUAAUACCAGAAUUAAUAGAAGCUGUUGUAACAGACAUGCAUGAUAGUAUAACACGUCAGCGCAAAGAAAAGUAGAUUAUGAUUAUAUAAAAGUAUAUGAUUUUUAUUUUAAACAUACACUUCAAACAAUUUAUAUCAUUAAUUUCAUUUAUAUAUGUGCGAUACAUUAGAAAAAAAUAAAAAUAUUUGUUAAAACUUUGUGUUUAUAAAAAGUAAAAUAUAAACACAACAGAUAAUUCUUUAAGACAUUUUUGCAAAUGUUAUGAUUCUUAAUACAACAAUUUCUAGAAAUUAUAUUACAUUAUAUUUGUUCAAUAUGAUAUUAUAUUUUCUGUAAACAUGUCGAAAAUAUUUAAAUUUAUACAAUGAAACAGUGUAUCAAGAAUUAUUAUUGAAAGUUUCGAUUUAUGGUUAAAGUUUCAUACUUUAGUUCGAAAAAAUUGUAUAGAAAUGACAAUUCUUUUUGAAUUAUUCAAAGUAUGCUUGCAAUUACAUGCUUACAUAUAAAUAAAAUAAGAUCAUGUUAUCUUAACCGUGCGUUGUAUCAUCUUCAACAAAGUCUGCUGCUUCUUCUCGUGAUACACAUUCAACAUGCGAUACUUUAUUUCUAAAUUUUACUCCAUAAAAUUUAUUCGCAUGUUGCAAUAAUUCUGGCCUGUAAUAUGAUUACAUAUAUACAAAAUUUCUUUUAUACUAAAUAUACAAAUCUUUUUAAUUUUAUAUUAUAUAUAUAUACAUGAUGCUACCUGAAAGUUGUUGUAAUAAAUUGUGCAUCCGAACUAAGUUCAUGAAUCAUAUCAGCAACUGCUUUUCUAUGUUGUGCAUCUAAAGCUUGAUCUAUUUCAUCAAAUAAAUAAAAUGGUGCAGGAUCACACUUUUGAAUGGCAAAAAUUAAAGCUAAUGCUACUAGCGAUUUCUGACCACCAGAUAAUUGAUUCAUUUCUCGCAUUUCAGCUCUAUGACCAGUAAAAGAGACUCGUAUUCCUAUAAAAUAAUAAUAAUAGUAAUAAUAAUUUUCAUGGAUCUUAUUCAUUUUGGAUUUACUUUAAGAAUAAAUUGUUAAUGUCAUCUUACCAACACCAAUAAAACGAUCAGAAUCUGCA